AAAUGUAGCCAAUAAUAGUAAUGAUACAACGCCAUAUCCUCCUCCUUCUGCACAUACAAUCUACAAAGAGAAGAGCUAAAGAGGAGGAGGAAGAGGAGAAGGAAUAGCUACCAAAAUGGACAACCCCCAAGAACGAGAAGAGGAUCCCAACCAGAUCACAGCUCCUCUGCUCGUCCCCUCCGAUCUCCCUACCGCCGCCGCUUCCUCCUCCUCGCCUCCGCCGGAUCAGGUGGAAGAGGAGGAGGAGAACUCACCCAUCGAGCAGGUGGCACUCACGGUGCCGGUGGAGGACGACCCCACGAUGCCGGUCCUGACCUUCCGCAUGUGGGUCCUCGGCACCGCCUCCUGCGUGCUGCUCUCCUUCUUGAACCAGUUCUUCUGGUACAGGAAGGAGCCGCUCUCCAUCACCUCCAUCUCGGCUCAGAUUGCGGUGGUGCCCCUCGGCCACCUCAUGGCCUCCACCAUCACCGACCGCGUCUUCUUCAAGGGAAGCCGGUGGGAGUUCACGCUCAACCCGGGGCCCUUCAACAUCAAGGAGCACGUCCUCAUAACCAUCUUCGCCAACUCCGGCGCCGGCAGCGUUUACGCCAUCCACGUCGUCACCGCCGUCAAGAUAUUCUACGGAAAGCACAUCACCUUCUUCGUCUCCCUGCUUGUCGUCAUAACCACACAGGUUCUCGGUUUCGGGUGGGCGGGGAUAUUCCGGCGGUACCUGGUGGAGCCGGCGGCCAUGUGGUGGCCGUACAACUUGGUGCAGGUCUCUCUGUUUAGGGCCCUGCACGAGAGAGAAGAUCGAGCCAAAGGCGGCAUGACCCGGAACCAGUUCUUCAUGAUGGCCUUCAUAUGUAGCUUCGCCUACUAUGUCUUCCCGGGCUACCUCUUCUCCAUGCUCACCUCCCUCUCUUGGAUCUGCUGGAUCUUCCCCCACUCCAUCCUCGCCCAGCAGCUGGGUUCUGGUCUCUACGGCCUCGGCCUCGGCGCCAUUGGCCUUGACUGGUCCACCAUCUCCUCCUACCUCGGCAGCCCACUCGCCAGCCCCUGGUUUGCUACCGCCAACGUUGCCGCUGGCUUCGUGCUCAUCAUGUAUGUCGUCACCCCAACCGCAUACUGGCUCGACUUGUACGACGCCAAGACCUUCCCCAUCUUCUCGGAUGGCCUCUUCACCUCCACGGGGCAGAGUUACAACAUCUCGAGCAUCAUAGACUCCAAUUUCCACCUCGACAUCGAGGCCUACGACAAGAACGGUCCGCUCUAUCUGAGCACCUUCUUCGCGGUGACUUACGGCGUCGGCUUCGCAUCUCUCACGGCCACCAUCUCUCAUGUCCUUCUCUUUCACGGAAGCGAGAUAUGGCAGAUGAGCAAGUCGGCAUUCGAAGAGAAGAAGAUGGACAUCCAUACGAAACUGAUGAGCAGAUACACUCAGGUCCCUCAGUGGUGGUUCAUCGUCAUCCUCGUCGCCAACAUCGCUCUUACCAUCUUCGCCUGCGAGUACUACAUCGAUCAGCUCCAGCUGCCCUGGUGGGGUGUGCUGCUAGCCUGCUUCAUUGCCAUUUUCUUCACGCUUCCCAUCGGAAUCAUCACGGCCACCACGAACCAGACGCCAGGCCUAAACAUCAUUACAGAAUACGUCAUGGGGUACCUGUAUCCCGGCCGCCCGGUCGCCAACAUGUGCUUUAAGGUAUACGGCUAUAUCAGUAUGACACAGGCGUUGACUUUCUUGCAAGACUUCAAACUGGGGCACUACAUGAAGAUACCUCCCCGAACUAUGUUCAUGGCUCAGGUUGUAGGCACCUUAGUUGCGGCAAUCGUUUACUUGGGCACAGCAUGGUGGCUCAUGGAGACGAUUCCCAACAUCUGCAACACCGAGCUCCUGUCUUCGGACAGCCCAUGGACGUGCCCUAGCGACCAUGUGUUCUACGACGCGUCCGUCAUAUGGGGUCUCAUCGGCCCUCGCAGGAUCUUCGGCGACCUCGGCACCUACUCAGCCAUCAACUGGUUCUUCCUGGUCGGCGCUGUGGCGCCGCUGCUCGUCUGGCUGGCACACAAGGCCUUCCCAGGCCAGGACUGGAUCCGUCUCAUCAACAUGCCCGUCUUGAUCGGCGCCACCGGCAUGAUGCCGCCGGCGACGGCUGUAAACUACACCACAUGGAUCAUCGUCGGCUUCUUCUCGGGCUACGUGGUCUACCGCUACCGGCGCGACUGGUGGACGCGGCACAACUACGUGCUCUCGGGGGCUUUGGAUGCUGGCCUCGCCUUCAUGGCCGUGCUGCUGUACCUGUGCUUGGGAUUGGAAGACAUCAGCCUCAACUGGUGGGGGAAUGACUUGGAUGGCUGCUCUCUGGCUUCUUGCCCCACCGCCAAGGGUGUGAUAAUUGAAGGUUGCCCUGUGUCCUGAUCUCAUGCCAAAUUUUGCCUCGAAAUGGCAGCAUAUAUAUAGAUCGAUUGAUCGUUUAAAAUUGUGAAUAUGUAUCAAAGA
This is a messenger RNA of Musa acuminata subsp. malaccensis (wild Malaysian banana), 2476 nucleotides long. Its product is annotated as oligopeptide transporter 7. Gene Ontology annotation, molecular function: oligopeptide transmembrane transporter activity. The record is from RefSeq and is a predicted model, not a curated record. Gene Ontology annotation, cellular component: plasma membrane. Gene Ontology annotation, biological process: transmembrane transport. Lineage: Eukaryota; Viridiplantae; Streptophyta; Magnoliopsida; Zingiberales; Musaceae.